Messenger RNA from Daphnia pulicaria, 1820 nucleotides. RefSeq names its product lactosylceramide 1,3-N-acetyl-beta-D-glucosaminyltransferase A-like. The transcript has 3 exons. The record is from RefSeq and is a predicted model, not a curated record. The coding region runs from base 94 to 1428 and encodes 444 amino acids. Gene Ontology annotation, cellular component: membrane. NCBI's taxonomy places the organism in Eukaryota, Metazoa, Arthropoda, Branchiopoda, Diplostraca, Daphniidae. Gene Ontology annotation, molecular function: hexosyltransferase activity.
CCCAAUUGAAGCUGUCUAAACAUCCAACAAUGUAGGCAUUUGUCUAGUUGUCAGGGUUUCAGUAGCCAGUACGGACGUAAAAUAAAUACCAACAUGGUAAGAAUAAAACUGAGAAAUAUUUCCAUAAUGAUUGCGUUUGGCACUAUUUUGACAUUUGUGGUUUACCUGUUCUGCAGUUUAGUUUGUUUUAGGGAAACCAAUUCAAUCGUUAAUUUUUCUUGGCUUCACUCGUUUCCCUCCCCCUUGUUUGAAUCUCCAAUAGUCGGCAAAAUGACAACGAACGAUCAAACGGACAAGAAUGUCAUAACCAUCGAUCGGGAUCUGUUUAAUUACCUGAGUUAUCAUUUAAGAGACGCAACGUAUGGCGGUGUCGAAAAUUACACUCGAUUCAUGACGGCCCAUUUGGGUCUUAAGGAGCUGACUGACGUUGAACCACUCGUGACCGGCAUGGGACCAGUUAUCAACGACGUGACUUCCUUCCAGUAUCCCAUCAGCAUCGCUCCAUGUCGUGUAAAAGUCAACAACAACAGAAACGAGCGCACCUUGUUUGUGGCCGUCAUCUCGGCCCCAAACAAUUUUGAAAAGCGCGCCACAAUUCGUUCGACAUGGCCCAGUCAUUUGAAAAAUCAAUCCAACAUCAACAGACAAUUGAACCUUGUGGGAUUCGGUUUCAUCGUCGGACUGACAAAGAACAAAACUGUCCAGCAGAAACUGACCGAGGAAAGUGCGAGACACAACGACAUUUUACAGGUGAACGUGUACGACAAGUACAGGAACUUGUCAGUUAAAGCGGCUGGUCUGUUGAAUUGGUUGAAUUCUCGUUGCUCGCAAGUUGACUUUGUUUUGAAAGUGGAUGACGACGUCUACGUGAACGUCCAUAACUUAGCGACGGUUCUUCAUUCGUUUUUACCAUCUGAGCCUAGUGUUUACGGCCGCAAGAUUGCUGGAGGAUCUCCGCUUAGAAAUCACAGCAAAUGGCCGUCAAGUUUUGAAGAGUGGCCAUGGUCCCGGGUUCCAAAUUAUUUACAAGGCGCUGGAAUCGUCAUUGCCGGAAGUGCCGUCCGUUCACUACUAGCAGCCGUGCAAUCAACUCCUUAUUUCAUAUGGGACGACAUUUACCUCAUCGGACUAUGUGCGGUUAAAGCCCAGCUUAAACUUCUCACGUCCAAUAAAAUUUUCGUCGAUCGACCAGAAAAUCCACCCGCCCCUUGCUUUGUGCGCAGUUCUGUAAUGUGGACAUCGCCAUCAGCAGAUCACAUGAACUCAUCUCACAUGGUUACCCAACAUUUUUACCAAAGUGCAGCCAAUCAACGGUAUUGCGUUUUUAAAACUUAUCUCUUUGGACCGAACGAAACUUUAGGCGCCCUUGUCGAUAGUCAAAUAAGCGAGUCAGCUCUCGCCUCAGAAUUCAAUUUCCGACCUAUUUGAUUUCGAAAGUGGAAAAUCGGAAUUAAUUUGCUGAUGCAAAUUUUGAUUUAGUGCCCGAUUUUUAUGGUUUCGUGACUACGCUUGAACAAUAUACAUACAUAUUGAAAUUCAUUGGAUGUUGUGUCGUGUCAACCCUAUACCCAUAUUUGUAUGCAACGUUAUGCACACAUAAGAUAUCGGAAUAUUUUGAAUUUCCUAUUAUGCAAACUCGAAAAUGCUUUUCCUUUUUCUGCAAUAAUCCAUUACACUGAAUUUCAGUUCAAAUGAAAAAAAAAAAAACUCUAAUAUGCUAAGUUUUCGUUAUGGUAAUGACACGACAUGUAUGUAUAACCUUCGUUACGUUCCAGGAAUAAGAGAAAAGACAGUUACAAUACCUUACCUUUGAAAUAGUA